ACGAGAUUGUCUGUUUUUCUGUUUUACCAUUUUACUUGUGGUUUCAUACAGUUUCACAAAUAUCCAACACCAUGGAAUCAGGCGAAGGAAUCGUAUUUUAUUUCUUUCGCUUUUUUAUAUUUAAUUUACUUGUAUUUACAAAUACCGUGGUACGAUCCCAAAACGAAGUUAUGCUAUCGUCAGUGAACACGCCGAUUGGAAUAUAUAUUGGCAGUACUGAAACAACAGCUUUCGAUGAAUCGCACAAAUAUUAUACUGCGUUCAAAGGCGUAGCGUAUGCGAAACCACCAGUCGGUAAAUUGAGGUUUCGUCGACCAGAACCACCGGAGUUCAAAGCAAAUGUGGUAUACAAUGCGACAUACCAUCGUCCGCAUUGUAUACAAGCGCAAGAGACGUUUUAUUACAUGUCAGCAUUCGAUCAAAGUGAGGACUGUCUGUAUUUGAACAUUUUCAUCCCUGGAAACGGUGUGGCUGGUAACGCCCGAUUCCCAGUCAUGAUCUACAUUCACGGUGGUAGCUUCAGAGUAGGUGGCGCCGAUGUUUACGCUGGUGAUGUUCUCAGUACAUUCAAUGACGUCAUCGUGGUCACCAUAAAUUAUCGCCUAGACGUCCUUGGAUUCAUGUCGUCGGGUCGGAAACAUGAUGGAAACUACGGUCUGUGGGAUAUGCAUCUUGCGAUUAAAUGGGUCAGUAGAUAUAUAAAGUACUUUGGUGGAGAUAACACGAGGGUCACGUUGUUUGGCAAUUCAGCCGGUGGUGCGGCCGUUACAUUUCAGGCAAUGUUCACUGGAAACAGGGGACUUAUUCACAGAGUUAUCGCACAGAGCGGAACUUGUUUCGCACCAUGGGCUUUGGAAAAGAAACAUGCCUUGUAUUUCAAAAGAAUUGCAGAGCAUAGCGGAUGUGCAGACGAAGAUUAUGAAACGGUCAUGGAUUGUCUGAGACAGUUAAAGACUUUUGCAUUACAGAAAGCUGCAAAUUUCGACGAACGUGAAUUCGAAUUUUUCCCAUCAAUCGACGGGGAUUUUAUCGUCGACAAUCCGAUGUUAAUGUUCAAUGAAUCGAAUCUCAACACAAAUGAGGCGUUUUCGUUAUUUUCAGAACUUGAUUUUAUGAACGGCAUAACGAGCAAAGACGGCGCGUAUGAUUUGAUUGGUCAAAACAGCAGGACUUCAUUUGAAGUGGCUGAUUUUAAGAUGUAUGUUUCAACAGCUAUGCAAUAUAUCUAUAAACAAACAUGUUCAGAAUCCGUUAUCAAGACAGUUGUUCAGGAAUAUUUGAAAGAUACGUUCACCGCUAUCGUCCCGAUCGCCAGUGUUAUAGCGUUUCGUACGGACGUAACGUUUGCAUUUCCUGCUUUAAUGGCAUCAUCUGCUCAUAGCGCUAAUAAGACCAUAGUUCUAUCCGGUAACAGUUAUGUCUAUGUAUUUGACUACAUACCUUCAUUUACAAGUAAUCUUAGCUGGUUGCAAGGGGUCUCACAUGCGUACGAAUUGCCAUUUAUAUUUGGGUUCAGUGAAUACAUAAAGACCAAAUAUACCAGUGACUAUAAUUCAGAUAAUCCUCUUCUACCGUCACAUGGAGACAUUGAAAUGUCCAAAAUAAUGAUGCAACUGUGGACCAACUUUGCUAAAUAUGGGAACCCCAACAGUAUGAACAUUUCGGAGCAGCAGGCACUGCCAGUUUGGCCGCAGUAUGAGCCAACUUCGGGAUUUUACUUGGAUCUUAAUUUGCCUUUCACAGAAAAGUCUAUCAAACAAAACUAUGCAGCGCAGCGGAUGUCGUUUAUUAAAGAUCUUAAAUGUGAAACACUUCAUAAUGGACUAUGUGCACUGACCCCAAUGUUUGGUUAUAUAUUUGUGGUGCUAUCGUUUCUCUUCAUAUGCUAAACUAACAUUAAAUGUCCAGUUUUGCAAAAUUGUUGAGCCUUCUUCACA
Dreissena polymorpha is the source of this 1937-nucleotide messenger RNA. RefSeq names its product acetylcholinesterase-like. Gene Ontology annotation, cellular component: cell surface; synapse. Gene Ontology annotation, biological process: chemical synaptic transmission; presynaptic membrane assembly; synaptic vesicle endocytosis. The record is from RefSeq and is a predicted model, not a curated record. The transcript is spliced from 2 exons. NCBI's taxonomy places the organism in Eukaryota, Metazoa, Mollusca, Bivalvia, Myida, Dreissenidae. Gene Ontology annotation, molecular function: signaling receptor activity; neurexin family protein binding. Bases 72 to 1889 code for a protein of 605 amino acids.